ACUGCCCAAUCGGGUGGCCUGGGGAGGCGGACUGGGUUUCCUUCUCCGAAGCCCGGAUCCUGAGGAGUUGAGAGCCGCUCCAUCUGAUGUCUGUCUCUCGGCUGCGGGCUGCGUGGGAAGGACGCCGGGAGACCCUCCAGCCGCGCAAUGAAGACAGUGACCUUUGAGGAUGUGGCUGUGAACUUCUCCAUGGAGGAGUGGGCUUUGUUGGAUCCAUCCCAGAAGAAGCUCUACCGAGAUGUGAUGUGGGAAAACUUUAGGAAUGUCACUGCUAUAGGAAGAAACUGGAAUGACCAGAGAAUGGAAGAUGAGUUCAGAAAUUACAGAAAAUCACUAAGAAGUGCAGAGGUGGAUAAAUGCUAUCAGUAUAAAUUAUGGUAUCAGCAUAGAGAACUGGCUCCUGACACAAAUGUGCAGAUGGAACUGCUUGGUACAAAACCAGGUGAAAGCCUUGCAUGCGGAAAGCCUCCCACUGGUCAUCCAUCACCAACCAUGCCCAUCACACGGAACACUGGACUCAAACCCUGUGAGCUGCAUGGAUUUGAACAGAAGCCGUCUCACUGUAACACGCAUGAGAAAACCUCUGCUGACUUUCAGUCCUUUCAGAAACAUGGAAAGGCGCAUCCUGAAGAAAAAGCCUAUGGAUAUAAGCAAUGUGGAAAAUCCUACUCUGAUUGCACUGAGGGAAGUAAUGCUGAGGAGAAAUCCUUUGUAUGUAAGCAAGACGUGAGAGCCUUCAGUACACACAACUUUGUUCAAAUCCAGGAAAGAGAUCACAGUAGGGUGAAUACCUGUAUGUGUGUGCAACAUGGAAAAGGUUUGAAUUCUCACCAUGAUAUUCAGAAACAUGAAAGAGCUCACACUGGAUCAAAGUCCUGUCUUUGCAAACGCAGUUGGAAAUCUUUCGAUAAUAACAUUUCAUUUGAUAAUCUUGGGAGAACUCACAUUGGUGGAAAACCCUACCUAUGUAAGCAGUGUGGGAAAGCUUUCAGCAAACACACACAAUACAAAAUGCACGAAAGGACUCACACUGGGGAAAAACCCUAUGUCUGUAAGCAGUGUGGGAAAGCUUUCAGCACACAAAGUCAUUGUCAAAGACAUGAACGAACUCACACCGGGGAGAAACCCUACGAAUGUCACCAAUGUGGGAAAGCCUUCUUGAGACACAGUCAUUAUAAAACACAUGAAAGAACUCACACUGGGGAGAAACCUUAUGUGUGUAAGCAAUGUGGAAAAGCUUUCAGCUGGCGCAGUGAAUGUAAAAUACACGAAAGGAUUCACACUGGGGAGAAACCGUAUGUAUGUAACCAAUGUGGGAAAGCUUUUAGCAGGCAUAGUUCUUGUCAAAUCCAUGAAAGGACUCACACUGGGGAGAAACCCUAUGCAUGUAAGCAAUGUGGGAAAGCUUUCAGCCACCACAGUGGAUGUAAAACACAUGAAAGGAUCCACACUGGGGAGAAACCUUACGUAUGUAUGCAAUGUGGGAAAGCUUUCAGAACACACAGUCAUUUUAAAACACAUGAAAGGACUCACACUGGAGAGAAACCCCAUGUAUGUGGCCAAUGUGGGAAAGCUUUCAGCAGGCACAGUGAAUAUAAAAUACAUGAAAGGGCUCACACUGGAGAGAAGCCGUACGCAUGUCAGCAGUGUGGGAAAGCUUUCAUGACACAGAGUCUUUGUAAAAUACAUGAAAGGACUCACACUGGGGAGAAACCCUAUGUAUGUAACCAAUGUGGGAAAGCUUUCAGCAGACAAAGUUCUUGUCAAAUACACGAAAGGACUCACACUGGGGAAAAACCCUAUAUAUGUAAGCACUGUGGGAAAGCUUUUACCACACAGAGUUAUUGUCAAAUACAUGAAAGGAUCCAUACUGGGGAGAAGCCCUAUGUAUGUAACCAAUGUGGGAAAGCUUUCAGGACACACAGUGAAUGUAAAAUCCAUGAAAGGAUCCACACAGGGGAAAAACCUUAUGUCUGUAAGCAGUGUGGGAAAUUUUUCAGCAGGUGCAGUGAAUGUAAAAUACAUGAAAGGACUCACACUGGGGAGAAACGUUAUGUAUGUCAGCAGUGUGGGAAAGCUUUCACCACACAACGUUUUUGCCAGCUGCAUAAUAGGAUCCACACUGGGGAGAAGCCCUAUGUCUGUAAGCAGUGUGGGAAAGCGUUCAUGACACAGAAUCAUUGUAAAACACAUGAAAAGACUCACACUGGGGAGAAACCCUACAUAUGUCAGCAGUGUGGGAAAGCUUUUACCACACAUAAUUCUUGUCAAAUACAUGAAAGGAUCCACACUGGGGAGAAGCCCUAUAUGUGUAAUCAAUGUGGGAAAGCUUUUAGUAAGCCCAGUCAGUAUAAAAUACAUGAAAGGAUUCACAAUGGGGAGAAACCCUAUGUAUGUAAACAAUGUGGGAAGGCUUUUAACACACAUGUUAAUUGUAAAACGCAUGAAAGGAUCCACACUGGGGAAAAACCCUAUGUAUGUAAGGAAUGUGGGAAAGCUUUCAGCACACACAUUUACUGUAAAAUACAUGGAAGAAUUCAUACUGGGGAGAAACCCUAUGUAUGUAAGCAAUGUGGGAAAGCCUUCAGCACACUUGGCAAUUGUCAAAUACAUGAACAAACUCACACUGGGGUGAAACCCUAUGUGUGUAAAGAGUGCGGAAAGGCUUUUAGCACACACAGUUUAUGUAACAGACAUGAAAAGAUUCACACAGGGGAAAAACCCUAUGUAUGUAAUCAAUGUGGAAAAGGAUUUAGCAGGCGCAGUGACUGUGAAAUACAUGAAAGGAUCCACACAGGGGAGAAACCUUAUGUAUGUAACCAAUGCGGGAAAGCUUUCAGCAGGCGCAGUGAGUGUAAAAUACAUGAAAGGAUCCACACUGGGGAGAAACCCUAUGUAUGUCAGCACUGUGGGAAAGCUUUCAGCACACACAAGAAUUGUCAAAGGCAUGAAAGGAAUCACACGGUUUAGAAUCCUAAUGGAUGUAAGCAAUAUGGAAAAGCCUUUCAGUUACUCUAGGAAUCAUCAUAACAUUAAAAAGUUAAGAGCCAAUGAACUCUGAGUACAUAAAGUGACCCGCACUGACAUGAAAGGACAGCGCAGAGAAGCCUUUGUGUGCAUAAUAGAAAAUCUUGCCGUGCACAGGUGUGAUUACACACCUCCAUUCAAAGAACAGAAUCUGAAUGUAUUCGAGCAAUGUGGGAAAUGUUUUAUUUUUCUCAGUGCGUUCAAGUUCGUGAAAGAAUUCACAAGAGAGGGGAGCAGUAUGGACGAAACAAAUAUGGGAAACCAUUCCACUGUUUGACUUACCUUGGAAAUAAUGAAAGGAUUGCCACUGAAGAGAAAGCCUACGUGUGAAAGCUUGUUAUGAUCCUCAUGACGUCUGAAAACAUGCUAAAAAUCAAAAUGAGAUUUGGUAUCACUACCAAAAGUGAGAAAGCUAUAAAUCAGAGACAGGAGUGUGUUAGCAAUGCGUUGCAGUUCCAGAGUGCGUGCAGAGACAGUCUUCUCCAAUAUAGCUAUGGUUAAUGCACUGAUUGGGUUGGAAAGUUCAUUAUAAUGUUCAAUUCAGAAUAACAUCAUCUUAGCUGGGCGUGGUGGCGCACACCUGUAAUCCCAGCACUUAGGAGGCUGAGGCAGGAGGAUCG
Molecule: messenger RNA, 3647 nt
Organism: Fukomys damarensis (Damara mole-rat)
Lineage: Eukaryota; Metazoa; Chordata; Mammalia; Rodentia; Bathyergidae
Product: zinc finger protein 14
Exons: 4
Coding region: 148-2970 (940 amino acids)
Biological process (GO): regulation of transcription by RNA polymerase II
Cellular component (GO): nucleus
Molecular function (GO): DNA-binding transcription activator activity, RNA polymerase II-specific; RNA polymerase II cis-regulatory region sequence-specific DNA binding
Source: RefSeq, a predicted model, not a curated record